AUGGAGAUGGAAAGGAUAAACAUAAUUGGAGAUUGUUUAGAAGCUGUUUACCAUGAGAUAUCUGAGAAGAGGAUCGGUGUGCCACUGGAAAGAAUCAAAGAAGUUAUUGGGGAAAAGACAAAGCCUUCUGAUUAUGAAAUUGUCAAGAAUGUGGCCAAAGGUGGGUACGGAGAGGUUUUCCUUGUGAGGAAAGAAAAGAUCUAUGCCAUGAAGAGGGUUUCGAAGGAGUUGGUUCUUAGGCAGCCGCACACUGCACUGUUCAUGGCUGAAAAGGAGGCGAUGGUCGACUGCAUUGGCAGCGAGUGGCUUGUUUGUGCUCACAUGACCAUGCAGGACGAGGAGUACCUCUACUACUUGAUGGAUUUUAUUCCCGGAGGAGAUUUCAUGGGAUUACUGUCGAAAGAGGAUGUCUUGGAAGAGGAUUGGGUGAAGUUCUAUGCGGCAGAGAUUGUUGCAGCACUUGAUGAGCUCCAUAGGCUGGGAUGGAUACACAGAGACCUGAAGCCGGACAACAUACUUAUUGGAAGCGACGGACAUGUGAAGUUGGCAGACUUUGGUAGUUGCAUUAGGAUGAAGGACGGGAAGGCGAAGUCAUCCAUCACAGUUGGAACGCCUGAUUAUGUUUCUCCCGAUGUCUUAUGCUCCGUGAACGAGGAAUGCGAGUAUGGGGAGGAUGUGGACUUCUGGACGCUUGGGGUUAUAAUCUACGAGAUGGUCUAUGGAACCACGCCCUUUUACUCCGACACCCUGAUGGAGACAUACAGAAGGAUAACAAAGGCAGAGUUUGGGUUUCCAUUCAAGGUAUCUCCAGAGCUUACGAAUUUGAUUGAAAGUUUAAUAACAACAAAGGAUAAAAGAAUCAAGAUCGACGACAUAAAGGGCCACAAGUUUUUCGAGGGAAUAGACUGGAGCAGGCUCAAAGAGCUCAGGCCGCCUUUUGUUCCCGAGAUAAGCGGGGACUCUGACACAUCACAUUUUGUGGACACACAGUUUGAUCCUGAAAAGAGAAACCUGGGUGUGAAGGGGAACUAUAUGCCGUUUGUAGGAUUUACCUUUGACCCGGGAUUUGUAUCUAAGUUCUGCAGCAUGAUAGAAAGAGAGGGGCCCAAUUGCAAUGGGGAAGGCUCCAAGGCCAGAGAGUACGAGGGGGCUCUUGAGGGUCUUUUAGCCGAGAUUUCUGAGAACAAAGAGGCUCUUGAACUCCAGAAGAAGGAGUUAACAAGUGUGAAGGCGGAGCUCGAAAGAACUAGAGCGAGGCUGGAGGACUCCAAGAAUGAAGUUCGGAAUCGUCAGAAGGAGCUCAAGGAUGUUUUGACGCAGUUGCUGUCUGAAAAGGAAGAGCUGGAGGAGGCUAAGUCUGAGCUUGAAAGAUACAAAAGCUGGCUAAGGAACAUAGCCGAGGAGGCAAGCAAUAAGGCCUUUCUCUCUGAGGAGUAUUCUAAUGCAGAAAAGAGGUCUGCAGAUGGCAGCGAGACUUCCAAAGCAGGGUUUGAGAGGAGAGAUGCGCUGCUCAAGGAGCUUUCGUCGACUGUACACAGAGCCAAGAGGGAGACGGAAGAGAUUCUAGGCAUCUUCCAUGGACUCCAGGAGACCAUGAACAGGUUUGCCAUGGAAAAUAAAGGCCUGAAAUCUGAGAUCGAGGUUUGCAAAGAGAAGUACCAGGAAGCUUUUAGAAUGAAGGCAGCAGUUGAAUAUGAAAAUAAAAGCCUUACCGAAAAGCUUAAGUCUGAGGGACUCGAUAGUUUGAAAAGACAGCUUAGGCUAAGAACCGCGGAGAUCAAGGAAUAUGAGCAAAAGCUUAAUCAAGAGAUACUUUUCAGGAAGAGCAUAGAGGAGGAGCUGAACUUUCUGAAGAAAGAAAGAACAAGGGUCCAUAGAGUAACUGUAAGGCAAUCAUUUUCAUGCCACCUAGUUAGUGGAGAGUCUAUAGUUGUAAGGAUAGAGGAGGAUCGUCUUUGGGUGGGAGACGAUGCCCACUACAUCUCAAAUGUCUACGUUGGGGAGCUGAGACCUAACGAGCUCCACCAUCUUCCACAGAAAAAGAUCCCGAUGACACUAAGGAUAGUCUUUAUGAACGAAGAGGUCAAGAGCGUGAGCUCGGCUGGAAGAAGAAGCCUCAAGUCUCUGGAGGAGGAUCUUAACACGGAGAUGGCCAUCAAAGAAGGAAUAGAGAAGAUUAGAGCUCUGCUUCAAGGAAAAACACUUGAAGAAGCAAAUAUGCAGCUUGAAGGAUCAAACAGAAAAAUAAGCCAACUGAAGGCAGAGAUUGAAAGAAGCAGGAAAAGCACAAUUGUAGAAAACAUUCCUGAAGACCCCGUCAAGAUUUAUGAGUUUAAUAAUCACCUGUUUGCUACCAAGACGCUGCCCCAGGGAUCCCUUUGUGACUUCUGCAAUGAGGUUUUGUACGGGCUUGUUAACCAAGGCUUUGAAUGCAGAGAUUGCAAAAUGGUUGUGCACAAGUCCUGCUAUGUUCUUGGAGAUAUUUCCUGUGAGCUUUACUCGGCACUGAAAUCAGGAAAAACCUACUAUGUCACGAUGAGGACAAUUGAGGAGAAGGAGAAGCUUCUGGGCAUAACCAAGGGAUAUUGA
Messenger RNA from Encephalitozoon hellem ATCC 50504, 2589 nucleotides. Its product is annotated as Rho-associated coiled-coil domain-containing protein kinase. The record is from RefSeq and is a predicted model, not a curated record. Lineage: Eukaryota; Fungi; Microsporidia; Unikaryonidae. Gene Ontology annotation, biological process: signal transduction; peptidyl-threonine phosphorylation; actomyosin structure organization. The transcript has a single exon. The coding region runs from base 1 to 2589 and encodes 862 amino acids. Gene Ontology annotation, molecular function: ATP binding; protein serine/threonine kinase activity. Gene Ontology annotation, cellular component: cytoplasm; cytoskeleton.